Molecule: messenger RNA, 1124 nt
Organism: Alligator sinensis (Chinese alligator)
Lineage: Eukaryota; Metazoa; Chordata; Crocodylia; Alligatoridae
Gene: AUH
Product: AU RNA binding methylglutaconyl-CoA hydratase
Exons: 10
Coding region: 168-860 (230 amino acids)
Biological process (GO): fatty acid beta-oxidation
Cellular component (GO): mitochondrion
Molecular function (GO): enoyl-CoA hydratase activity
Source: RefSeq, a predicted model, not a curated record
CAACCUUGGGAGUUAAAGGAGUCAACUUUUCUGACCCAACUGGAUCCUGCAUGCACUUGUAGCAAAAGAAAUCUUUUGCCCUGCUCAGUGAUUUGUUGACAGGAAUUGUGGUGCUUGGAUUAAAUAGACCUCAUGCCAAGAAUGCACUUAAUAAAAAUCUUUUAAAAAUGAUGUCAAAAGCUGUGGAUUCUUUGAAAUCUGAUAAGAAAGUACGAACUGUUAUAUUCCGGAGUGAAGUCCCUGGGAUAUUCUGUGCUGGUGCUGACCUUAAGGAACGAGCUAAAAUGCAUUCAAGCGAAGUUAGUUCUUUUGUCUCAAAAGCCAGAGCAGCUAUUAAUGAAAUGGCAAAUCUUCCAGUACCAACUAUUGCUGCACUAGAUGGGAUUGCAUUAGGUGGUGGCCUAGAACUGGCUUUAGCCUGUGACAUAAGAGUAGCAGCUUCUUCUGCUAAAAUGGGUCUUGUUGAAACAAAGUUAGCAAUCAUUCCAGGUGCAGGAGGGACACAGAGGUUACCUCGUACAAUUGGUGCAUCUCUAGCAAAGGAACUAAUCUUCUCUGCACGUGUUGUAGAUGGUGAAGAAGCAAAAUCAAUAGGAUUGAUCAGCCAUGUGGUACAACAGAAUGAAGCAGGGGAUGCUGCCUACAGAAGAGCUUUGGCUCUAGCAAGAGAAUUUUUACCUCAGGGACCCUUAGCAAUGAGAGUUGCGAAGUUGGCCAUCAAUCAGGGGAUGGAGGUGGAUUUAGUAACAGGCUUAGCAAUUGAAGAAGCCUGUUAUGCUCAGACUAUACCAACAAAAGAUAGAAUUGAAGGUCUUCUUGCUUUUAAGGAGAAAAGACCCCCUCGCUAUAAGGGAGAAUAGGAGAAACUGAUGCCUUUAAAUUACCAUGAAAUAAACCUACUGCUGGAAGGGCCUUUCAGCUGCACUUUGCCUCAGCACCUGGAAUAUCACAGCCACCAAAGUAAAAGCUAAUCAUACAUAUGUUACUACAUCUUGAAUGUGUCCAUACAUGUAUCUGCCCCAGAUCUGUGUUAAGUCAAACUCAUUAUGGUUUAUGACAGUUGCUCUGUGUACUUGCAAGGUCAUACAUAGAUUAAUGGAUUUUUUUUAAUUCAUAUAUAUGAA